Aspergillus tubingensis is the source of this 585-nucleotide messenger RNA. Its product is annotated as putative CmcJ-like methyltransferase. The record is from RefSeq and is a predicted model, not a curated record. NCBI's taxonomy places the organism in Eukaryota, Fungi, Ascomycota, Eurotiomycetes, Eurotiales, Aspergillaceae. The transcript is spliced from 5 exons. The coding region runs from base 1 to 585 and encodes 194 amino acids. Gene Ontology annotation, molecular function: oxidoreductase activity.
AUGUCGUAUAUAGACGUCCACGAUGAGGAUAAGAUCCGUGAUACACUCUAUGCUGAGGUCAAGCAAGUACUGCAAAGGCUUACAGGAGCGUCGAUCGUUCAUAUCUGGUCGCAUGUGGUCCGUGGAAAAUAUGCAGAUGGUAUCAAGCCGAAUGAAAAAGCUCACAUCGACACGGCAGAGAGCUGGCGUCAAGAUUUGUUUCGACAGUACUGUACAAAGCCCGAUUCAAACAUUGCGCCGUCGGCGAAAUAUGAGUUCUAUAACCUUUGGUUGCCGUUACUUCCGGUGAAGAAUUAUCCUUUAGCCUUUUGCGAACCGAGUUCCGUGGAUCCGGAUGAUAUACUUCCUGUGAUAUAUCACGGUAAUGACGUUCCCGGCCAGAACUGCUUAUUGCAACACAGCAAGUCCCAAAAGUGGUGUUAUAAAAGCAACCAACAGCCGUCUGAGGCUUGGAUCUUCUAUCAAGGGGCUGUCGCUAAUCUAGUAAUGGUUUUCGACAAAGGUGUCCCACAUGCCUCGUUCCGCUUAGAUGGAAGUGGUGCUCCACGACAGAGUAUUGAAUUCAAAGCCAUGGUCUUUUUUUGA